Molecule: messenger RNA, 3609 nt
Organism: Phoenix dactylifera (date palm)
Lineage: Eukaryota; Viridiplantae; Streptophyta; Magnoliopsida; Arecales; Arecaceae
Molecular function (GO): glycosyltransferase activity
Source: RefSeq, a predicted model, not a curated record
CUAACAUUUUCUCUCUCCUCUCCCGUCUUUUACUCGUGGUAGCUGUCAUAUCGCUAGUCUCCGGUGUUCCCGACGCCCAUAUCCCGCCCAUAUCCCGCCCUAUCGCUCGCUCGCUCGCUAGGUCGGUCGCUGGAGUCUUCUUUCUUCUUUACUCCACUCACAGCGCUCUCGCCCUUCUUUGAUGGCGGCCGUGGUGGCCGAUCCCUGAAACCCUCGCCAAGAAGCAAGAAGGAAUCGAGAAAUCGAACCCUAGUUUGAUCGGAAUCCAUGGUGGUAGUGGUGGCGGUGGCGGCCGCGUAGAUGGGGUCGCUGGAGAUGGGGAUUGCGUUGAAGAGGGCGCCGCUGCUCCGGUCGGCGCCGUCGGCCGGCGGGCGGUCAUUUUUUCGCCGGCCGAGAUCCAGGCUAGCUCGGUUCCUCCUCUUCGAGAAGGUUGACUACCUCCAAUGGAUUUGCACCAUGGCCGCGUUUUUCUUCGUUGUCAUAUUCUUUCAGGCCUUCUUGCCGGGUCCUGUGAUGGAGACAUCGGGGGGUUUGGGUUUGCAUAGGGGGGAGAGGGAUCCGGGAAACUUGGAGGGGAUUGGGGGUUCGGAUUUCGGGGAGGGGAUCACGUUCGCGCCGUCGAAGCUGCUGGAGAGGUUCGAGCGGGAGAGGAGGGAGGAAAAUUUAUCGUUGAUGGCGCUGGGGAGACCCGUGAAGCGGGUCGGGCUUCUAAAGCCGCGGCUGGCAUUGGUGGUUGCCGAUCUGUCGCCGGAUGCCAUGCAGUUGCAGAUGCUUAGCAUUGCAGCCGCUUUGAAGGAGAUUGGGUAUGAUAUCGAGGUUUUAUCAUUUGAAGAGGGCCCUGCUCUUGCUGGUUGGAGAGCUAUAGGAAUUCCUGUUUAUUUUCUGCCUAUCAACACAAAACCAGAAAUUGCUGUUGAUUGGUUUGACUAUAACGGCAUUCUUGUGAGUUCUCUCGAGGCAAAGCCUGUAUUUUCAUGUCUUCUUCAGGAGCCUUUCAAAUCUAUACCUGUCAUAUGGACCAUACAGGAGAGGUCCCUAGCUCUUCGUCUUAGUCAAUAUGCAACAAAUGGCCAGGUUCAGCUUAUAAAUGACUGGAAACAAGUUUUUAGCAGAGCUACAGUUCUAGUGUUUCCAACCCAUUUAUUGCCGAUGAUGUAUUUGGAGUUUGAUUUUGGGAACUACUUUAUUAUUCCGGGUUCUCCUGCUGAAGCAUUGGGAGCAGAAAAUUUUUUGGCUAUUCACAGUGACCAUGAUAUAAGAGUUAAUAUGGGUUAUGGAUCAGAGGAUUUUCUUAUUGCUAUUGUCGGCAGUGAAUUUACAUACAGUGGUAUGUGGCUAGAGCAGGCACUCAUCUUGCAAGCAUUAGCACCACUACUCAAAGAGUUUCUACCUGAAAAGACUUCUCAUUCUAUGCUGAAAAUUCACAUUUUGAGUGGGAAUUUAACUAGUGCAUACCAGAUGGCUCUAGAGACCAUUGCUUUAAAAGUUGGCUAUCCAAGGGGUGUUGUGGAGCAUGUUGUUUUUGAUGAUGAAGACAUGUUCAGUUUUCUUGGAAUAGCAGAUCUUGUAAUAUAUGGUUCAUUUCUUGAGGAGCCGUGCUUUCCCAGAGUGCUACUGCAAGCUAUGAAUCUUGGAAAGCUAAUCAUUGCUCCUGAUCUGGGCAUGAUAAGAAAAUAUGUUGAUGAUAGGGUACAUGGAUAUCUUUUUCCAAAGAAGAAUGUUGGCAUGCUCACCCAGAUUGUACUUCAAGUCGUCUCAAAUGGAAAAUUGUCUCUACUUGCCCAGAAAAUUGCAUCAAUUGGCAAAGUGCAUGCCAGAAACCUAAUGGCUACUGAAAGUAUCCAGGGCUAUGCAUUGUUACUAGAAAAUAUUCUUAAAUUUCCAUCAGAAAUUUCGUCUCCCAAGGAUGCCAAGGAGAUCCCUUUGAUACUGAAGGAGGAAUGGCAAUGGCAUCUGUUCAAGAACAUUGCAGACACAAACAAUCUAAGUAGAAGUUUCCGAAGUGAAAAAAUAUUAGACAAGCUUGAAGAGCAGUGGAGUCGUAGUCAAAUGGAAAGCUCAGCUGAUACUGCAUUGAAGUUUGAUGAACCAUUCUCCUCAAUAGCUUGGGAGGAAGAAAAAAGAAUCGAGAUGUUUAAUGCCAGAAUGAGAUUAGAAGAACAAGAGUUGAAGGACAGGAGCGAUCAGCCUCAUGGAACAUGGGAGGAAGUUUACCGGAAUGUCAAAAGGGCUGACAGGGCAAGGAAUGCAUUGCAGGAGAGGGAUGAUAGGGAGCUUGAACGGACAGGGCAGCCCCUGUGUAUAUAUGAACCUUAUUUUGGGGAAGGAACUUGGCCUUUUCUGCAUCAAACCUCGCUUUAUCGUGGAAUUAGCCUUUCCUGCAAAGGCCAAAGACCUGGAGCUGAUGAUAUAGAUGCUUCUUCCCGUCUUCCACUUCUUAGCAAUGCAUACUACCGAGAUAUUCUUGGUGAAUAUGGAGCCUUUUUUGCUUUGGCUAACCGGAUUGAUCGUGUACAUAAGAAUGCUUGGAUUGGGUUCCAGUCUUGGAAAGCAUCUGCAAGGAAGGCUUGCUUAUCUAAGAAAGCUGAAACUGCACUUCUGGAGGCCAUUGAAGCCAAUAGGCAUGGAGAUACCCUUUACUUUUGGGUUCGAAUGGACAAAGAUCCAAGAAAUCCUCUGCAACUAGAUUUUUGGACAUUUUGUGAUGCCAUAAAUGCAGGAAACUGCAGAUUUGCUGUUUCUGAGGCUUUUCGGAGGAUGUAUGGUGUACGUCAUGAUUUGAACUCUUUGCCACAAAUGCCUAAUGAUGGACAUUCUUGGUCUGUUAUGUACAGCUGGGCCUUACCAACAAGGUCUUUUCUUGAGUUCAUCAUGUUCUCAAGAAUGUUUGUAGACGCAUUGGAUGCCCAGAUGUAUGACGAGCACCAUCAAAGUGGGCAUUGUUAUUUGAGUGUAUCUAAGGACCGCCACUGCUAUUCUCGUGUGCUGGAGCUUCUUGUGAACAUAUGGGCAUACCACAGUGCACGACGGAUGGUAUAUGUGAACCCUGAGACUGGAGAAAUGCAGGAGCAGCACAAGCUGAUGAACCGGAGAGGUCAUAUGUGGAUCAGAUGGUUCUCGUAUGCCACUUUGAAGAGCAUGGAUGAGGAUUUGGCAGAGGAAUCAGAUUCUGAACCCCCUGAUCGGAGAUGGCUGUGGCCCUCAACUGGUGAAGUCUUUUGGCAGGGUGUGUAUGAUAGGGAGCGAAACGUGCACCAGCAGCAGAAGGAAAGAAGGAAACAACGGAGUAGAGAUAAGAUUCAAAGAAUAAUAAUGCGAAAACGCCAAAAAACCCUUGGAAAGUACAUAAAACCCCCACCUGAGGAGACUGGUGAUUUGAACACUACAAGAGCUCUUUGAUCAUUAUUUUCUUACAGGCAAUCUUUUGAUGGUUCUUUUUUCCCCAUUUUUUCCUAUAUUUUUUCCCCUACCCAGUUGCAAGGUGCAUGAAUGUGAUUAGAUUUGUAAUUUUUUUCAUUGUUUUUAGUUUUUGCAGCAUUGUAUUUUCACUACCGAUUCUUGGAGCAAAUCCAGUGGCAAUUAAAGAUGUAAUUAUGUCAUUUCUUUCCA